UUAUCUAUGAUAAACAUAAGCGGUCAACUUCGCCUCUUUAUCUCAGAGUAACCUCUGUGAUCUGUGGUGAACUUAACCUUUUUAUUUUCAUAAGCAUAAAUAAAGUUAACAAUGAAUUUGUUGGUAUAGUUUAGUAUAGUAAAGGCAUCAGUUUGAAUUUAAUAUUCAGCCAGAUAGUGUUUUAUUUAAUGACCUCAAGAAAUGCUAGACGGAUGGUAUUGUAGAUCUAUAGCCAAUGAAGCCGCUCAGGCAGAAGAAGUAGAACACGCAAUGGAAGAGUCAAAAUUCAAGAAAGAAUACAAAGCGUUAAAAAACAGAUUUCAACAUCUUGUUUACGAAAACGAAAGUUUUCAGGUGGCCCUAAGGAAAUCCCAAAAGAGGUUGUUGCAAGUAACAAGGGACAGGUCCUUCUUGUUGGAUCGGUUAUUAAUUCACGAAAAACUAGAUCAUUCUACCUCAGAAUCAGAAGAAACGGAAUCAUCUGAUGAGGAACCCUCCACUGUUAAAAUUGAACCUUCAAAGAAGAGAAAACCAGAUCUACCUCACAACAGUGGAAUUACUCAACAUAUAAAUUCCGGCAAAUCAAUACCUGCAGCGAAGAAGAAAAGACCUGCAUCUUCUCGACUAUCAAUUAAGCAAGUGCAUCACGCAGUGCAACUUCAAGUGCCAACUACAACUGUUCUAUCGGAUGGUCACAUGACUCCUGAGGAAGUAGAACGGCAUUUGCAAUCUCAGAGUUUUCUAGAUUUAGUACCUGAAAGGGCCCCUCCAACUGUACCUACUGAAAUGUUUAGCAACGAACCUUCUUUGGACAGCGAAUCAAAUGAUAUGAUUGGGGACUUAGAAAUGUCUCCUACUAACAUAGAGGAAGAAAUUAGUAUUGACUACCUGCCAGAGUAACAAGAAAUCAUCACUGUGGAAUAGGUGUGACUUUGCGUAGUGUAAGAUUUUGGCUAUGUUAAUUAUCAAAUUGUGUGUUACAGGCUUAGAUUAUUAUUUGAAUAAAUAAUGUAAAUUCUGAUGGAAAA
This is a messenger RNA of Dendroctonus ponderosae (mountain pine beetle), 1028 nucleotides long. RefSeq names its product INO80 complex subunit E. Gene Ontology annotation, biological process: chromatin remodeling. Gene Ontology annotation, cellular component: nucleus; Ino80 complex. NCBI's taxonomy places the organism in Eukaryota, Metazoa, Arthropoda, Insecta, Coleoptera, Curculionidae. The record is from RefSeq and is a predicted model, not a curated record. The transcript is spliced from 5 exons. The coding region runs from base 202 to 900 and encodes 232 amino acids.